Didymodactylos carnosus is the source of this 3140-nucleotide messenger RNA. The record is from the annotation of a GenBank genome assembly. NCBI's taxonomy places the organism in Eukaryota, Metazoa, Rotifera, Eurotatoria, Philodinida, Philodinidae.
AUCUCAGCAACAAAGCACCAUGGGGAUGAACCAACUUAGGGUAUUUCAUUACUCACUGAGGUCUACAAGAUACAAGUAGUUCGAGUUCAAAAGCGAUUUAUAACCUCAAGAGGUUCCCUCGUGAGUUUAAAUUCUUACCAGAGAUAGAAUGUUAAAGAAGAAAACCUCUGUAUUUGCUCAUAAUUUUCUGAUUGGGGUUUUUUGAUCUUUAUCUCUCGGCAAAUAAAAAAAGGAUAAAACCCUCACGAUAAAACACUUUGUUUUUGUUGUUGAAAAGCGUAAAAAAUCAAAACGAAAAAUUUGCAUUCUGAGAUGUUGCCUCAGUCGUCGGCGGUACGAUUUUGAGUAUAAUCGGAUGCAGUUUUUGAAUAUAUGUGAUGUACACAGAUGAAAACUUGAGUUUUCUACAAAAACUAUAAAAGAAUCAUGUCAAAAUAUUCUGGGUAAAAAAUACAUCGAUUUUCUUUUUCGAUGUUCUCUCAGCCAGACUUUCACUCCAUAUUGUCAAAAAGGUAAAUCUUUAUUUAGAAUUUGAGUAUCAAAUAGGAAGUAUUUUGUCUGUUCAUGAUGUUAUUCCUCAAGAACGUUUGAAUACUCUAUUAAAAUCGAAUAUAAAAGAGAUUACAUUGACUGAUUUACAAGAAAUGAUAUCUUAUAAACAAGAUGUUGUUGAAUGCAAACAAUUAUUAUAUUUAUUUCGCACGAGAAUAACAGAACGUCAAGAACGAUUAGGAAAAAUACAACGUUUACAAAAACUCUUAUUAACAUCAUCAUUAUUUGAUGAAUUUUUAAAAGAAAUUGCGGAUAUUGGUAUUGAAUAUUUUACCGAAGAAGAACUGAAUUGUCUCGAAGAAGCAAAAAUAAUUGAUAUUGGAACAUUGGCAAUGUUAUUAUCACUACCAAAACUUGAAAAACUAGACGAACGAGAUUUAGAUGAUGAUCAAAAAAAAUUUUUACAUUCUAGUAAACAGCAACAAUUACAACGAUCAACACAAUUAUCCACAGCCAUUGAUAGAACAAGUUUAUCGUCGAUUAAAGAACGACAACGAUCUAACCCUAUCACAAAGUAUCCGCGCUUAACCUAUCUGCAUAUAUUAGAUCCUAUGAUUAAAAAAUUUUCAUUAUUUAUGACAUCGAUAAUGAUUCGUAUAAUUUCGAAAAAAGAUGCAUUCAAUCCGGUCAUUGAAACACUGUUGAAUAAUUCGAAUGAUUAUUUAUCAGCUGGCGAAGUUUUGGAAGCAUGUGAACGUGAACAAAUUUUGCCAUUAACGGAAAUUAAUCGUAUAUGUCAGGAAGCAUUCUAUUCUGAUUGUGAACAACAACCACGACAGUCUGAACCUAAUAGUAGUAGAGAUCAAUAUUCGACAUUUCGAUUACAAUCAUCAUACUCUCAACGUAAUGCAUCAGAAAAUAUUAAUUCUGUAUCUUCAACAAGUAUCAGAAAUAAUUCUCACGUACAACGUCGUCCCAUUUAUAAUUCAAAUUCGAAUAAUCAAACGUUAAUAAUGCCAUUGAGUUUUAAUUCUUUUACAAAUGCAACAAAUUCGAUUGUAAAUCGUAGUCAAAAUAUGAAUGUCUCAAUAACAAAAGGUACUGAUAAUGAUAGGCAACCGUUGAUAAGUGGUAGUGGAGUUAUCACUCAUUUAAUGUCGACAACAUUAUCGGAUUUUACUGGUCGAACAUCACACAAUACUCAUACUGCAUUUGACUGUUAUAAUCGUGAAAUACACAAAUAUUCGAAUGAUAUUAAUGAACGACACAAAAUGGAUCAAAAUAUUAUCCUACGUAUAUUCGAUCGUAUACUCUAUUUUAAUCAUCGAACAAUUAUUAACAAUCAAUUAAAACACUUUCUAGGUGUUUUAAAACCAUUAGCAAUUUACAAAGCUCAACUUGUUGUCGAAAACGAUAUUAAAACGCUUUUAUUACUAAUCAAAGCUCGUAAAAAACAGAAGAAAUUAACCAUUAAAGAUUUGAAUCAUUACCUAGACACAUAUCCUAUACCAUGUCGUCUUGAUGUUGUCAAUGAAUUGAGACGUUUAAAUAUCAUUUCACCAUUGUUAACCACACAUUAUACUCUCAUACAAGUAAAAGAAUUAAAAUCGACAACUCCUGAACAACAAGCAAUCUUUUUAUUUUAUAUGAUGAUUAAACUCAUUCGUGGAGAAGGUCAAAUUGAAGAUCAAACAUUAAAAACAAUUUUAGAACAAUAUAAAAGAAAUUCGGAAGGUAGUACAAAUCAACAACAAUCAAUAAAAUUAAAUCAUUUGUAUAGGCAAACAGUUAAAGAAGGUUAUUUGACUAUUGAACAAGUAUUAAGAUCGGCAAAAGAUUUUUUUUUGAAUGAUUAUAUUAGUGAAGAUAUAGUAAAAAAUGGUGGAGAAUUUAAAACCGUUAUUGCUGAACAAAUCCUGUGGGAUAUAUUGAAUAAACCACAUUUAACAGCAACGCAACUUGACGUAACUAUUAAUCAGAAUAUGAAACGUCGUCAAGUUGUUAAAGCUGGUGUACUCGGUGAUCAAUUAAAAACGGCUAAAAUACAAAAAGAAACUUUAGAAAAAAAAGUUGAUAAUGCGUUGAAAUCAAAAUCAAUUGAUAUAAAUCGUCCAAUAAUAUCUAAUACACAUUUGCAUUCAUUUAGUUUCGAUGGUAUAAUUCCACUUGAAUUUGAAUCAAGAGUAAAAGUUGAAAAAUUAAAUUUAUCAAAUUUGAGAAAUCAAUAUAUCAAAUCAAAGAUACCACGUGAUCAAUUACAUGUACUCAUUGAAAAAGGUGGCUAUUCUCAAGAAGUACAUCAAAAAUUUAUUAAAGAAUUGGAUAUUAUCGAAUCAGGUAAUUCAUUGGAGAUAAUUAAACACAUAACAAAAAAUAUUUCACAACUAUUGAAAGAGAACGGUUCAAUUGAUGAAAAACCGCUAAUAAAACAUUUUCAACGACAUCAUAUCUUAUUUCAUGCCGAUUUUGAUUUUUUAUUGGCAAGAAAUGGUUUGGUUGAUUUAGAAGAUUUAACCCAUUUAUUAGUUGUCAGUAAACUGGCUAAAGUCGACACAAUUGCUGCAUAUGCCAGAGAUGUCAAAUGUUUUAAAGUAAGAAACAAGAGUUCUGUUACCUUAGAAGAAGUUGAAGAUAAAAGUAUUAACUGA